Messenger RNA from Anoplopoma fimbria (sablefish), 999 nucleotides. It is a transcript of the gene rdh5, whose product is annotated as retinol dehydrogenase 5 (11-cis/9-cis). Gene Ontology annotation, molecular function: oxidoreductase activity. The record is from RefSeq and is a predicted model, not a curated record. Lineage: Eukaryota; Metazoa; Chordata; Actinopteri; Perciformes; Anoplopomatidae. The transcript is spliced from 5 exons. Bases 1 to 999 code for a protein of 332 amino acids.
AUGGAUAUGCAGUUUGUCUACGACGUUUUAGGGGAAAAUGCUUGGUCAUACAUCGGUGCUACCUUCGUGGUGUUGUGGAUUCUCGUGUGGCUCUACAGAGACAGCCUGGAGAUUGAGGACAUCGCUGACAAGUAUGUCUUCGUGACGGGCUGCGACUCUGGGUUCGGAAACCUGCUGUGUAAGAAGCUCGAUCGCAAAGGUUUCCACGUGCUUGCCGGCUGUCUCACAGAAAAGGGAGCUGAUGACCUGAAGAGGGUGGCGGGGCCUUAUUUGAAGACUGUCCUGCUGGAUGUGUCCAAUCAGGACAGCGUCCAGAAAGCCAUGGAGUGGACCAAGAAGGAGGUCGGCGAUAAGGGACUCUGGGGUAUUGUGAACAACGCUGGACGCUCGUUGCCCAUGGGACCUUCAGAGUGGAUGAAAGUGGAGGAUUUCCACAGCAUUCUGAAAGUCAACAUGAAUGGAGUGAUUUCCAUGACGAUGACCUUCUUGCCCCUCAUCAAAAAGGCCCGCGGCCGUAUUGUAAACGUAGCGUCUGUGCUGGGCAGGGUGGCGGCAAACGGUGGUGGAUACUGCAUCUCUAAGUUUGCAGUGGAGUCUUUCUCUGACUGCCUCAGGAGGGAUAUUAACUACUUUGGAAUCAAUGUGUGCAUCAUUGAGCCGGGGUUUUUCAAGACCGCAGUGACGAGCCUGGAGCCCCUCGAGAGGGAGCUGCAUCGCCUGUGGAACCAGCUCAGCCCCGAAGUCCAGGCCAGCUAUGGAGACAAGUACCUGGAUAAAUACAUCAAGGUCCAGCGUUUGAUCAUGAACGCCAUCUGCGACACUGAUCUCUCCAAGGUGACCAGCUGCAUGGAGCACGCUCUGAUCGCCGCCUACCCACGCACCAGAUACAGCCCAGGCUGGGAUGCUAAGCUUAUCUGGAUCCCCCUCUCUUACAUGCCUUCCUGUGUAGUUGACAUUGGGCUGAAACUGGUGCUGCCUCGCCCCUCAAAGAGCGUGUAA